GGUCACGAUGGCGAUGGCGGCGGCGGCGACGGUGGCCUCUCGGAGACUCUGCGACCUGCUGGCCCGGCGACUGACAGCCCCCAGCCCCCUGGGGCUCCAGCCCGGCCUCCGCCCCGUGGGCUCCUCCGCGCGAGAGGAGGCCCCCGGAGCAGCCGACAGCCGACAGCAGCCGACAGCUCCGGACCACAGCUACGAGUCCCUGCGAGUGACGUCCGUCCGGCAGCACGUUCUGCACGUGCAGCUCCACCGGCCGGACAAGAGGAACGCCAUGAACAGGACCUUCUGGAGCGAGAUGGUGGAGUGCUUCAACAAGAUAGCAAAAGACGCUGACUGUCGCGCCGUGGUGAUCUCUGGGGCAGGAAAAAUGUUCACCGCAGGUAUUGACUUCAUGGACAUGGCUUCCGAUAUCCUGCAGCCCCCAGGAACCGAUGUGGCCCGCAUCAGCUGGCACCUCCGUGACUUAAUCACCCGCUACCAGGAGACCUUCAACGUCAUCGAGAAGUGCCCCAAGCCGGUGAUCGCCGCCAUCCACGGGGGCUGCAUUGGCGGAGGCGUGGACCUCAUCACUGCCUGUGACAUCCGGUACUGUGCCCAGGAUGCUUUCUUCCAGGUGAAGGAGGUGGACGUGGGCUUGGCUGCCGACGUCGGGACGCUGCAGCGCCUGCCCAAGGUCAUCGGGAGCCGGAGCCUGGCCAGCGAGCUGGCCUUCACCGCCCGCAAGAUGAUGGCGGACGAGGCCCUGGGCAGCGGGGCGCGCUCCUCUCCCCUCCCCCAGGCGUCCUGGAACAUGGGCAUGCUGCAGAGCGAGGACCUCGUGAAGUCUGUCCAGGCCACCAUGCAGAAGCAGGAGCUGAAGAGCGUCACCUUCUCCAAGCUCUGAGAGCCUUGGUGUCCCCAGGCCCCGGGUCUGGCCGCCUCCGCCUGUCCCUGCUUCCUCCGCUGGGAGGGAGGAUGCCGAAGACGGUCUCAGUGCCCUCUCACCCCAUCUCCUGGUUUCUAACCUGAUGACAGGACCCUAUCUCAUGAAUAAAGCAGCUGAAGAAC
Molecule: messenger RNA, 1044 nt
Organism: Carlito syrichta (Philippine tarsier)
Lineage: Eukaryota; Metazoa; Chordata; Mammalia; Primates; Tarsiidae
Gene: ECH1
Product: enoyl-CoA hydratase 1
Exons: 9
Coding region: 8-880 (290 amino acids)
Cellular component (GO): mitochondrion
Molecular function (GO): delta(3,5)-delta(2,4)-dienoyl-CoA isomerase activity
Source: RefSeq, a predicted model, not a curated record